AUGAAAGACAACGAAUGGGCUGAAAUUGUUGCUAAUAAAGAAAAGGAUAAUACAUGGUCAGGAGAUAUUGAACGAGAAGAUAAUCCCGAUUUUAAUAUUAUUCAUAAAAGAAAAAAUAAAAAUACGUUCAUUGACUUGAAGCAAACUUUUGCUACUACAGAUGAAAUAAGACCCUUCUUAGAAUCAAUGAACUAUGAACAACAAGAAGUAUUUUAUUAUGUUCGAGAAUGGUGUACAAAACGCUUACAUAAUCCUGAUGUCGAACCUCUUCGUUUGUUCAUUACGGGAGGAGCAGGCACAGGUAAAAGUCAUCUUUUGAAAUGUCUUCAUUACGAAGCAACGAAGAUUUUUUCUCGAAAAAAACACUUAGAACCUGAUGAAAAUAUUGACGAAAUUCAUACAUUGAUUACAGCUUUUACUGGUGCCGCAGCUGUCAAUGUUGGUGGAGUAACUAUUCAUAGUGCAUUCGGUAUUGGCACUCAAUCUAAUAGUUUAAACGAUCAUUUAUCUUGUGAUAAACUAAAUAGCUAUCGAUGUAAAUUACAUUCCUUAAAACUAUUAUUUGUUGAUGAGGUUUCUCUCAUUCAAGCAAAGCUUUGGGGUGCUAUGCAUGCUCGUCUUACUCAAAUCAUGGGUAUACAUUCGAAUACAGCUAUUUUCGGUAACGUUGGAAUAAUCGCUAUUGGUGACUUUUAUCAAUGUGCACCUGUUGCAUCUUCAAGUAUUUAUUCUUCUUUACUUUGGUCUGAUCAUUUUGAGUAUAUCGAACUCAAAAUCAAUGAAAGACAAAAAACAAAUAGUUCUUUUUCACAAAUGUUAAAUCGCAUCCGUAAACUUAAAAAGAAGGAAGAUAUGAGUAAAGAAGAUCGUGACUCACUUGAAAAAUGUCAUCAACGCUAUUUGCAUAAGGAAUAUCAUUCCGAAUCAUUACAUUUAUUUGCUAAAAAUAUUCAGGUGGAUGCACAUAACGAAGAGAUGAUUGAAAAAAUUUGUACCAAUAUUCAAACAUUUUAUGAAGUUAAUAGAAAUGAUAAAGAGAUAAAACAGAAUGAAUCUAAACAUACAAAAAAAAUAAAUAAAUCACUACGCCUUGCUAAAAAUGCUCGAGUAAUGAUAACUAAAAAUAUUUGUGUAAAUGAUGGAUUAGCUAAUGGUGUGACAGGUCGUAUUGUAGAAUUUGUAGAAAAUAAUAAUGCACACGUUUCUCAUAUAAUAAUCAAAUGUGAUUCACCUAAAGUUGGACGACUUCAUCGAGUUAGUUGUCCACAUUGUCAUGGACGUGAUACAAUAUGUGUAAUAAGAGAAAGUGACAGUAUUGAUCAACAAGAUUUUGAUGUACGAUCAAGGAAAGCAAUAAAACAAUUUCCUUUACGUCUUAGUUGGGCAAUGACUAUACAUAAAGCUCAAGGAAUAACAGUUGAUCAAGUUGUAAUUAGUACAAAAGAUUUUUUCGGUAGUGGGAUGGGCUAUACAGCAUUGUCUCGUGUUCGAACACUAGAAGGUUUAUUUCUUAUCGACUUACAUGUUGAUAAAUUUUAUUGUAAUGAAAAUGUUGAUAGAAUUCUUUCUCAAAUGAAAGAGAUCAAAAGAAAAACAUCGAUAUUUCGACAUUCUUCAGAAUUUUUAAAUAUACUAUUUCAUAAUAUUGAAGGAUUGAAAUGUAAUUUCAAUGCACUCAGAAAUCAUUAUCUUACUUGGCAAGCAGAUUUGAUUUGUUUAACUGAGACUUGGUUAAAUAAUAAUAGCCAAAUAGAUAAAUUCAAAAUCAAUGGUUAUACUCUUAUUCAUAAAUCACGAUCAUGCUCAUUGUCUACAAAUCAUCCACUUCACUCACAAAAAGGUGGUGGUGUUGCUAUUUAUUUUCGAGACGACAUGCCUAUCAAGACAAUAGAUUCAACUGAAUAUUUAGAUCUUGAACAUAUUACUUUAAAAUUAGAAAAAGAAAAAAUCAUCAUAAUAGUUUGCUAUCGGUCACCUCAAGAAGCAAAAAGAAAUUUUAUAGAAAACCUUAUACGUCAUUUAAAGCAAUUUGAUAGUAAUGAACGUAUAUUGAUUCUAGGUGACAUGAAUGAAAAUAGUUUUCAAACUAAAUCAAAAAAUAUUGAGAGAUCAUUGAAAAAGCUAGGUUUUGUAAAUACAUUUAGACAUUUAGCUACUACUAAUAGCUUGACAAGUCUUGAUUCUGCAUAUUUAAAUUUUGUACCAUGCGAAAAAGAAUGCCAACAAGUCGUAGAAACCUUUUAUAGUUUUCAUGAAGCAUUGGCUUUAUCAAUUAACAGUAUCAAAGAUAAAGUACAUAAUUAUAUUGAAACUGAAGAUGACAGUGAUGAAAGAAUGGAAGUAAAUUCAAGUUCAGAAUCAUUAUCAUCAAUCAUUAGAAUUUCUAAUAAUUCAAACAAACGUAAAAGUACUUCAAUAGGAAAAAAAAAUAAUAAAAAAUUUAAAAAUAAAACUCUUGUACCAGUUAUGGAUAAGAAUAAUAAUAAUGCGAAUCAUGAUCAAAAAAAUCCUGAUUCAAGCAAGAUAACUGAUGUAAAUAAAUCUCCAAGCACGCGAGAGUUAGAAUUUCUCUCAAAUCUAAAAGAAACAAUACCACUCAACAACUUAACAAUCGAUGAUUUCAGAUUUCAUUCAUUAACCGAACAAUUGAGAGGUUUAAAUCUUCGUACAAUAACAAUUGUUGGUGAUGGUAAUUGUUUCUUUCGGGCUAUAUCUCAUCAGCUUUUUGAUACUCAAGCAUAUCAUCGUAGAUUCAGAUCUGAUGCAAUUACGUAUAUUACACGAAAUAGUGCUGCAUUUGAGUUUUUUGUCAGCGGUGAAGACGAUACUAUUUAUGAUUACAUUCAUCGUAUGAAGAGAAACUAUACAUAUGCAGAUCAUUUGAUUAUUAUGGCUACAGCUUCUAUUUUGAAUCAAAAUAUAAUCAUUCAUGAAUAUGGUAAACGUCCAUUGCUAAUACCUGGAUCUGAUUAUAUUGAUCGACAACUUCACAUUUCAUAUAAUCCAUAUAAUCAACACUACGAAAGUGUUAAAGAUUUUGAUGGAGCUAUUCCUAUUAUGUCCUUUGAUGAUUUACAAUUAACCUAA
Molecule: messenger RNA, 3087 nt
Organism: Rotaria sp. Silwood1
Lineage: Eukaryota; Metazoa; Rotifera; Eurotatoria; Philodinida; Philodinidae
Source: the annotation of a GenBank genome assembly